Messenger RNA from Herpailurus yagouaroundi (jaguarundi), 3049 nucleotides. RefSeq names its product protein Shroom2-like. The record is from RefSeq and is a predicted model, not a curated record. The annotation marks the transcript as partial. NCBI's taxonomy places the organism in Eukaryota, Metazoa, Chordata, Mammalia, Carnivora, Felidae. Gene Ontology annotation, cellular component: apical plasma membrane; adherens junction; apical junction complex. Gene Ontology annotation, molecular function: actin filament binding. The transcript has 3 exons. Gene Ontology annotation, biological process: actin filament organization.
GCGCCCCGGCAUCUGGACGUUUCUGUGUGGGGCCAGCUGUGUUCUUGGUCCUGCUCUCCUCAUUUGUCCCCUUUACUAUUGCUCGCUUCAAAAGCAAACUCUUCUCUCUGGUUCUUUCCUCCUAGUUCUUCCUCCCAUGACCUGUCUGGCACGUGGGAGCACACGAAUCUGCAGCGUACCUCUGACCACUUUAGUUCCCUGGGGAGCGUCGACAGCCUGGACCACCCUUCCCAGCCCUACCCCUCCGGACGCCUCUCCUCCGCCAGGUCCAAUGGCAGCAUCGACCACCUGGGCGGCCCGAGCAAGCGGGACUCAGCUUACGGCUCAUUCUCCACCAGCUCCAGCACGCCCGACCACACCUUGCCCAAGGCUGAUGCGUCCUCUGCGGAGAACAUCCUCUACAACGUGGGCCUGGGGGAGGCCUGUAGGCCGGGCGGCCGGCAGGGCCAGGCUGCCAGUGACCCCCAGGGCCUGGAGGACAGGCUCGGGUACUUCCCACCCCGGGUCCCCCGUGAUGGCAGCAGAAGCCCCAGGCCAGAGGACAGUCCUGAGACCAAGCUGGCCACCCCUGGAAAAUCAAAUUUGGGACCGGUUUGGUAUGUCCCCGAUAAGAGAAAAGCACCUUCCUCCCCUCCUCCACCACCUCCCCCUCUCCGCAGUGACAGCUUCGCUGCCACCAAGAGCCACGAGAAGGCCCAGGGCCCUCUGCUCUCAGACACCGCCAGUGUGCAGCACUUUCCAGGCCCGCCCCGGGCCCAGCCCCGCAGUGACUGGAGACCAGAGCCCGCCAGUCAGCAGUGGAGGCCGGCACGGCCCGGCAAUGGGAAGAGAGUCGGGAGCUCGGGCCCUGCGCCCCACGUCCCCCUGGACCGUGGGGUGCCGACCCCUGACCACAGGCCGGGCGGCCUCCCAGGGGCCCCCGGCCGGCUUCAGGCCUCCCUGUCCAGCACGGACGUGCGUUUCCCGCAGGCCUCCUGUGGCUGCCAGCACCCGCGCCAGUACAGUGAUGAGAGUCCCUUCUGUCACGACGGCCCCAGGGCCGCCUCGUCGCUGAGGGAGCAGCACUGUGUGGCCGUCCCUGGCGGCCGCCAGGAGCCUUCUGCCCACUGUGUCCAGGACGACGACGGCCCCACUCGGCUCAGGUGGCCCGGUGCCACUGAACAGAAGGGCAACAGCGGUGGGCAGAGCCGCUACUACUGUGUGACCAGCAGACAGUGCCCGCAGGCAAGCGCCCAGGCGGGACAGCCCCACGAGGAAUAUUGGCAGUCUGACGGGGCCGCAGAAGCCCACGAACUCCCCACUGAGCACCCGAUGGGCCACGGGCCCUGGGGUCACAUCCGGCACGAGGAGGAGGCCUCGGACACCCGUGAGAGCGACCAGGCAGCCAAGGGCCACCCCGUGGGAAGCGAGGAGCCACAGACAGCCGCCCACAGGGCAGGAGCGGCGGGGAAGGAAGCCACCGCCGGCUUCCCGUGGGCCGCGGGAGAAAGCGGCAAGAUCUCCCCUCAGAAGACGCCUAUGCUGCACUCGCUGGCCCGGGAGGGGGCGUGCCCGCCCGACGACGGCCCGGGAGCUGGUGCCGAAAGGCCGCCCCCGUUCGAUGGCCAGGUGGGCAGAGCCACCCGGAGAAGCGACCGCUUCGCCACCACCCUGCGGAACGAGGUCCAGAUGCGCCGAGCCAACCUGCAGAAGAGCAGAAGCACGGUGGCGCUGGCUGGGGCCGACGAGGCGGCUCGGGAGGCCGGCGGCUGGCAGGUGGAGCCGGGAGGCGUCCCCGGCGCCUCCCCAGAAGGUUCCUUCCGGGGCACCUAUAAAGACCACCUGAAGGAGGCCCAAGCCCGGGUCCUGAGGGCCACGUCCUUCAAGCGCCGCGACUUGGAGCCCGGCCCGGCCGAUCGUCCCGCGGGGUCAGCCGAGCCGCGGACGGAGGAGCACGGCACACAUCUGGAUGCCGCCCCCCACUUCUGGGAGGGGGGCCUGCCCAAGCCAUCCCCGUCUGGAGGGGGCCUGCCGCACGUUCCCCGUAUUGGGGCCCGGAAACGGUUCACGGUGCAACAGAAGCUGAAAUCGUACUCCGAACCCGAGAAAAUGAACGAGGUGGGGCUCGCAGGGCCCGAUCGCCCCCACCGGCACCCCGGUGCGUCCGAGGACACCAUGGGCACAUUCGCCGACAGGUGCAAGUUUUUUGAGGAGAGCAGCAGACCCAUUCACCAGAGACCUGGGCAGAGGCAAGCGCUCUGUGGAUUCCCGAAGGAGAAGCCGGAGAGGCCGCGGACAGCGGGCCACGGGUAUGAGGGUGCAGAGCCUUGGUUCCAGAACAGGGCCCACACGACCUCCCUUGGAGAGAACCCCAGCAGUCACGGAAAAACGGCGACCAUGGGAAAACCAGAACCGCCUCAGAGACUUGGAACCUUUGCUGAGUAUCAAGCCUCUUGGAGGGAGCAGAGAAACGCUCUAGAAGCCAGGAGUUCUGGGCGGUAUCACUCAGCGGGUGACAUCUUGGACGCAGGUCUGGAUCAGCACGAGAGGCCACAGUACGUUCAUGGAAGGUCCCGUUCCUCACCAUCCACAGACCCCUACAAACAGGAAGCUGCCAUCGAACCACAACAGCAAGUGGGGGACGCUGGUGAGCACAGGCAACUUUCUGCCACCGUCCGCGCCGAGGAGGGACGCCCUAAUCCGAGCAUGGCUGCUAACUGGAUGCAGUUUCCAGCACCUCAGCGUCCCCGCUGCAGACGUGGUGCCGUUUGAGCAGAGCCUGUAGCCCUGCGCCGCCUCCAGCAGAAGCGUCUCAAGGGCGAAGAUGCCUUCUGAUGCCAUCGUGGCUUUUUUUUUUUGGGUUCUUAAAAUGGCUGCUGUGUUUGCUGUACAGUACGGUUCUUUAUGUUCACAGAAUGAGAAAUCCAGUGUAACGUGCUUGAAUGAAAUGCUUUAUCCAGAAUGCUCGUUGAAAGGAUGCUUUAAUGAUCUAGUACACAGCUGGGCUGCCGGGGCGUGGUCUCCAAAUUGGAGUUGCCUGGGAAGAUUGUCAGAAAGGAAUGGAGCCAGC